AUGCUUGGACGGUCGCCUACUACCAUCCCCACCUCCACCACCCCUAUAGCUACUUCUCCCCGACAAUCCUCCGCUUCCACCACCCCUAGUACUGCUUCCUCUUUUUCAGCCACGUCUUCGUCAACUACAUCCUCAAGCACUGCCACCUCCUCGAGCACUUCUACUUCGUUUACUUCCUCAACUUCAGUCCCACAAACUGUGUUGUCUACUACCCCUGCAGCAGCAGGUCACUUUGUACGCUACCUCACAUCACCAACUAAUAUCGUCAUUAGUACUGGAACCAUCACAUUCGCAACCCCUUCGACUGCUGACUCUUCAGGCUCUGUUAACACUGCUGCAGUCGUAGGUGGUAUUGAUGGUUGUCUCACUGGUUUGGCUAUGCUAGGUUCCCUCAUCAUGUGCGCCGCAAACGCAAGUCUGAUGAAGACGAAUGGAACGCUUCAGCCUUUAAAUGUCAGUCUGCUAUCCUUGUGGACGAUCCUGAACCAUGCUUUUACCUCCGUCCACCAAACAUCACGACGCACUGGCAUACCCUGCCCUCAACACCCGACACAACUAUCACAACUAUUACAGUGGUUACAAACUGCCUAUGGUGAUACCUUGCAUGCUCAGAUGGCAAUGCUACAUGCCCCUCGCGAGGACCAUAGUCACCUCACCAGGCGACCAUCCAGUACGGCAUACUUGCCUCGUCAACUAUCCGCUGCAGGAUACCUCAUCCCUAACAAUCCUCAGGCUCACUAUGUUAAUCUCGAUCGUUCGAGCGCAACUCCACUCCAGCCGCCCAAUAUACCGAUAUAUGCCGUCAGCUGGCGGAAGAAACCUAUGCUGCGCAUGACACUGCUACCUCGUGCACCAUCACCCGUCACGUUCGAUCCUUUUACUGCCGCUAGCACAACAUCUGUACCUGAGCCGGUCCCAGCGGCCUGCAGGCGAGACAUCGCCAAUGCCCAGCAGCCUGAUACCGCAUACACAAUGUACGAAGAAGGCGAUGCCUAUGGUGGCAUCUAA
This is a messenger RNA of Suillus subaureus, 1008 nucleotides long. RefSeq lists its product as uncharacterized. NCBI's taxonomy places the organism in Eukaryota, Fungi, Basidiomycota, Agaricomycetes, Boletales, Suillaceae. The record is from RefSeq and is a predicted model, not a curated record. The coding region runs from base 1 to 1008 and encodes 335 amino acids. The transcript is spliced from 4 exons.